Molecule: messenger RNA, 4382 nt
Organism: Cuscuta epithymum
Lineage: Eukaryota; Viridiplantae; Streptophyta; Magnoliopsida; Solanales; Convolvulaceae
Source: the annotation of a GenBank genome assembly
CUUAUUCUUUUUGAAGAAUAGUAAAAAUAUAUUAACUGAGAUAACAGUUUAUUACAUCAUCGUCAGGGGCAUACCCCUGCUGCUUAACUAUUUUCAUCAUAAACACGUUAAAUCAGAAGUACAAAGAUCACUAGGUGCAUUAAUGCAUAUCACACUUAAAUAAAUCAUUCAAACUUAUUUAACCAAGAUAUAGCAUAGUGCAACAUCUUCAAAAAUCAAUAAGAGAAACAGGAUAUAGCUUGAAAAGCACCUUGUACACCAAAAUUUUGAUCUACAAGUAUACACUCUCCACACUAACCUCUUUGUGUGCAAAAAUAGUCUCGUUUCUAGCCUUCCACACAGUAUAAACAGUACAACAAAGAGAUAAUCGGACUGCCUUACUCAUGAUCCUUGCACCUCCAUAAAGCUUGAUGCACAUUUUAACCGUGCUGAGUAAAGUGGUAGUAUUGCUUUUGAAUCUCAGCCAAAUUCCAACUCUUUGCCACACAUCUUUAGUGAAUGGACACUUAAAGAAGAGAUGUUCCACUCAAUCUAUCUGUAAUUUGCAGAAACAACACCUUCUCUCUAUAUCCAUGUACAUCAGGUUGUCACAAGUCGACAACCUAUUUCCUAACCCAAGCCAUACAAUAAAUGAGAACAUAAUUUAGGAGGGAUAUAUUUCUUCCAAAUCAUAUUCAUCCAAGGUUUGCUAUGAGCUUUGGUUCUUAAGAUGUCAUACACCUUACCAGCGUUGAUCUUUCCAUUAUCACAAAAAGAAUAAAGUCUAUUGAUCAUUUCAGUUUGCCCACCCAUCACUUUGAACAAUUCAUCCCGAAUCUUGAUCAAUCUGGUCAACAAAGGGGACACCCCAACUUUUGGUAUUCAGUCUUAUUCUUAUCACUUAUUGUGUAUUCUUAUUUUAUUGAGAUUAGAUCGGAUCGUAAAGAUUCAGAUCAUAUCAGAUCAGAAAGAUUCAGAUUAGAUCAUAAGAUUCAGAUCAUAUAAGAGAGAUUCAUAUCAGAUCAAAUCAGAAAAAUUUAGAUCAGAUUAGAUCAUGAAAAUUUAGAUCAAAUCAAAUCAUAAAAAUUCAGAUAAAAAUCAUUCAGAAAAGAACAACUUCUUAAUCUAGUUUGAUCUUGUAUACAAAAAACAUCUAUUGGAGGUGUUUGGAACUGCUUUUGCUUCUGCUUUUUUUUAAGGUAGAAAUAGAAUCAGAAUUUUAAGAAGCUGGUCCCCCAACUUCUAAAAAACUAAUUCUAGAAGUGUAAAUUAGAGCACCAUAAUCACUAAUGGACUUUCACUCAAAUAGUUUUCUGAAAGAGCAGAAACAGUUUUAAGAGUCAGACUCACUCGGUUUCCACAAUAGUUGUGUGAAGUGUGAACAUACAACUAUGAUAUAGAUAAAAUGCGUUAAUGGCUUUGCACAAAAAACAUUUUGCUUGCGUAUACGGAGACACGGAGUAUUAUAUUGCGCGCGCCUGCGCGGGUCAAUUCUGUUGCCGUUACAUUUUCCCGUGUACAAGGAAUUCAUACUGAUACUAGUAUAUUUUUUCAGGUGAAAGAAAUUCCAGAAACCUUUCUGCGCACAAAUGAAUACAUGAAGUCGUUCGUGGAUCCUCUUGUGGAAGAAACGCAUGCUGAUCUGUACUCAAGCCUGACCAACUCACUCCGGAAUGCUCCCGCUUGUGAGGUCGAAGAGCUGCUAGUGCCAUUGCCAAGCAAGGAUCUUGAUCAGCCGAAAGACCCGAAACCUUCGAUCACGAUUCUGUUGAAGAGAGUUAAGGAUCAUGGUAAGUGGAUAUUGCCGUAUAAACCACAGUCCGGAGACCUAAUCGCUUUCUCUGAUAUCAGGCCGAAUCGCAUUGAGGAUCUUAACAGACCAAAGAUACCUUAUUUCUUAGCUGUAGUUCAAGGACAGGAGGAAGAAGAGGAUGAGGAAGAAGAAACUGAUUUGUUCCCCAUCCUGCCAUCCAAGCCCCUUAGCUUCCUCGAAAGGUUAGCUGAGGAUAGGGAAAAGGGAAAUACGCUUUUUAUUGUUUAUCUCACUAAUCUGACAACAAACAUUCGGAUAUGGAUGUCUCUAAAGGGGGAGGGGAGGACUCCGAAGGUGAUGCUCCCAAACUUCCAGAUUAUUAGGACAGUUCUGCACAGUAGCCGUCCUCCAAAUGAUGAAGGAAAUUGUUCUCUUUGCUUUGGUAAGGGUAUUGAUGAUGAUGAUGCUUUAACAUUGAAAGCUAAGACUGCUGUGAAGUUAUUCGGGUUGGACAGUUCUCAGGAAGAAGCUAUAUUGAGAUGUGUAAAAGCCAGGCAAUGCAAGCACCGAAAGUCAGUGAAGCUAAUAUGGGGUCCACCUGGGACUGGGAAAACCAAGACGGUUGCAUCCUUAUUAUCUGUCCUCUACAAUAUGAAAUGCACAACUUUGACUUGUGCCCCAACAAACAUUGCUGUUUUAGGAGUUGCAAAGCGGCUAAUGGAACUAGUAAGGGAAGCUGGUCUCGAAUGUGAUAGUUAUGGUUUGGGAGACAUCGUCGUGUUUGGUAAUGGGGAGAGGAUGAAGAUCGAAGAUCACGAGGACCUGUGGGAUGUGUUUCUGUCUUAUCGUGUUGCUGCGAUUAAGAAAUGGGUGUUACGUCAUCGGUGGCAAUCUGUUCUGAUUGAGAUGAUCAAAUUGCUGCAAAAACCUGAAGUGGCCUAUACAGAGCACUUGAAACAAGGGGGUAGUAAUGAUGAUGAUGAGGAGCCCCAGUUGGAGGAAAAAGAAACUGGAGAGAUGAAAAACAAGGACUUGAAGAAAACAAAUACAAACAAGGGUUUGAAAAAGUUUAUUGUUCAGAUGGUGAAGAAAGGCAAGAAGAAAAAGGCAAGAGACGAACCUUUUUCUUGCAAGAAAAAAGCUUCAGGAUUUUGUUAUGACAAUGUAGCCAAGACCAAGCAGGGGGUAAAGGUUUGUACCUUUGAGGAAUUCUUUAUGAAAAGGUAUAAAUCCUUGACUGAGCGAUUUCAGUGUUGUGUGGAGACCUUUUGCACUCAUUUGCCCACUUCAUACAUCCCUUUGGAAGCACUAAAGAAGUUGUCAGGGGCACUUGGUUCCCUUCAAACUCUUGGAGGAUUGUUGAUGUCUGCAGAGAGCCAUGGAGGACUUAGUGAAGGCCUUAAGGGGAGUGGAGCUUCUUCUUCUUGUAUUUUCAAGUGGAAGGAUGAAUAUGAUUCUUUGCAGAAAACAAAACCAGAAUGUAUUGCUCUGCUAGAAUCUCUUCGUACCUGCAUUACUCUACCAGAUGAUUUGUCUGAAGACUCUGAAACACAUAAAAUUCGGGAAUUUAUUCUGAAACAUGCAACUUUGAUAUUCUGUACUGCCUCAAGCUCAUACACAUUGCACACAGAAUGGAUGCGACCAAUAGAACUGUUGCUAGUUGAUGAAGCAGCUCAGCUUAAGGAAUGUGAGUCCACUAUCCCCUUGCAGCUAUAUGGUCUGCAACAGGCUAUACUAAUUGGAGAUGAGAAGCAACUGCCGGCUAUGGUUCAGAGUAAGAUUUGUGAGAAGGCUGCAUUCGGCAGGAGCUUGUUUGAGAGGCUCGUUAAAUUAGGACACACAAAGCAUCUCCUCAAUGUUCAAUACCGAAUGCAUCCCUCUAUUAGUUUAUUCCCAAACAAGCAGUUUUAUGAGAAAAAGGUGAUGGAUGGUCCUAAUGUAUCAAAGGAAGGAUAUGAGAAACGGUUUCUUCAAGGAGAGAUGUUUGGACCCUUUUCUUUCAUUGACAUAAGAGGAGGAAGUGAAGAUCGUGACAACAGCUGUAGCAGUAAAAACAAGGCUGAAGUUUUUGCAGUAGCUGAGAUUGUUGCUAUGCUCCACAGAGAAUGCUUGCUUUCAAAACAAAGAGUUCGCGUAGGGUGCAUAUCACCGUACAAGGCGCAGGUGUUUGCCAUCCAGCAAAAACUUGGGAAGAAGUACAGCACAGACAUUGACAGUCAGUUCUCUGUUAACGUGAGAUCGGUUGAUGGCUUUCAAGGGGGAGAAGAAGAUGUUAUCAUCAUCUCCACUGUGCGGUCCAAUGGGAGUGGAUCAGUUGGCUUCUUGUCCAACUUUCAGCGCACCAAUGUUGCUCUAACCCGAGCAAGAUAUUGUCUAUGGGUCUUGGGGAAUAGCUGGACCUUGAUCAAUAGUGGUUCUGUUUGGAGGGACCUGGUGGUAGAUUCUAAGGUCAGGGGGUGCUACUACGAUUCCUGCAAUGACAGCAACUUGGCAAAAGCAAUUGCAGAGGCUGCUUCAUCUGAUGAUUUAUUUAACAAAUUUUCAGCAAUGGAUAUAGCCCAAAGCCACAGAACUGCAGGAUAUAUGAAGGUUUUCCAAAAGAAUAGAGCUCGGUUUUCUAAAGAACUUUGAAGCAGCAAAUAAUGAUUGU